AUGUUAAGUUUAGUUUUGUGUUGUGUCCUUGGAUUGAACACUAUUUUGGCAGAGAAAGCGCCUCGUAUGGAACUCAACGAUGGAAAUAAAAUACCCACAGUGGCUUUGGGCACCGGAAGAAUGACGGCUGGAGGGACGCAAAACGACGAAGUGCGCGAUGCCGUAUUAUGGGCAAUAGAAGCAGGAUACAGACACAUAGACACUGCUGCCAUCUAUGGAGAUGAGGAGGAAGUUGGCCAAGGGAUAGCAGAUGCGGUCCAGAAAGGCAUAGUCACCAGGGAAGAGCUGUUUGUUACUACUAAGCUCUGGAAUGAUAAGCAUGCGCGAGACUUGGUAGUGCCGGCUUUAAGGGAAUCGCUGAAGAGACUUAAUUUGGAUUACGUCGAUCUUUAUUUGGUCCAUUUCCCCAUAGCAGUUAAGAGUGACCGUUCGCCAGACAACAUUGAUUACUUGGAGACCUGGGCGGGCAUGGAGGAAGCUAAAGAGCUGGGCUUGACCAAGUCCAUAGGAGUGUCAAACUUCAACCAAACGCAGAUUGAUAGGCUAGUCGCUAAGAGUAAAGUCAAGCCCGCUGUAAACCAAGUGGAGGUCAACCCGACUCUAACGCAAGAGCCACUAGUGAGCCACUGCCAAAACCUUGGCAUAGCUGUAAUGGCGUACAGUCCCUUUGGUUUCCUGGUAGCCAGGAAGGAUCGCGAGGCACCACCCCCUAGAGCAGACGACCCUGUUCUCGUGAGGAUGGCACAGAAAUACGGAAAAACCACGGCACAGAUUGUGUUGAGAUACUUGAUCGAAAGAGGCCUAAUACCAAUUCCAAAAUCGACAAACAAGGAGAGAAUCGCACAGAACAUCGAUCUAUUCGAUUUCAAACUCACAAAAGAGGAAAUAGAUACUAUUAGCCUUUUCAAUAAGAACUUAAGAGUUGUCAGUACACCGUUUUGGAAGAAUUAUCCCAAUUAUCCUUUUUGA
Chilo suppressalis (striped riceborer) is the source of this 969-nucleotide messenger RNA. The record is from the annotation of a GenBank genome assembly. Lineage: Eukaryota; Metazoa; Arthropoda; Insecta; Lepidoptera; Crambidae.